Drosophila nasuta is the source of this 2558-nucleotide messenger RNA. Its product is annotated as polycystin-2-like. The transcript has a single exon. Gene Ontology annotation, biological process: detection of mechanical stimulus. Lineage: Eukaryota; Metazoa; Arthropoda; Insecta; Diptera; Drosophilidae. Gene Ontology annotation, cellular component: membrane. Bases 78 to 2294 code for a protein of 738 amino acids. The record is from RefSeq and is a predicted model, not a curated record. Gene Ontology annotation, molecular function: calcium channel activity; calcium ion binding.
UUUACUAUUACUCUGAAACAUUUGAAACAAAACAAUACAUCAACUCGUUCGCUUGAAUAACUAAAAAAUUAAUCACAAUGAAAUUCGGAUUUUUAAGGGAUAGGCUUAUUUAUUUCUUAUUCACACUGAUAAUAAUGGCUGCUUGUUUGGCACUAAUUGCGUUGUUUUCGGGCUGCCGUCACGAAUCGGUUAAGAUCAAGACAGUUGGGAUGCACGUAUUUCUUGUGGUGCUGGGUCAAUUCCUGCUAAAUGAUACAAUUAAAUUCCUAUUGAUAUCCAUCGAUAAGGCCACUUGGCCGAAUCUGCAGACAACGUUCCUGAACGAGAGGCGUCCAAUUGUGCACACACGCACUCAAUAUUUGAAAAUGCGCUUGAAUAUUUUGCGAGCCCAGUUGAGACACGGACAGGAUCAUAUCAAUGAACCACUCAAUCUGAAAUUUCAAUUGAUCUCCCUCGAUCUGUGUCUCUACGGCACCUAUUUCCUGUUGUUGACUUCUGUGGUGCUGGUGACACGAGACGAGCUGCUCUAUUACAACACGGAUAUGAUGAAAAAAUUAUUUUCGACCAACCGUACUUAUACUUUGGGCUUGAACUACGUACAGGAGUUGGAUCAGUUCUACACAUUCGUAGAAGUGUCGUUGAUCAAUGCCUUCGAUUCGAAGGUUAAGGAAACAGGCUACAGGUCCUGGAUGUAUGGCGAUCAAACUGCCAAACUUGGCGUAAUUCGAUUGCGUCAGCUGCGCCACAAAGAGGAUUAUCAUCUCGGUUGGGGAUCGUCCCAGUUCUCUAGUCUUGAUUAUAUGCCCAACUGGAAGUUACCCUACGAACGCAUGGCUUACACUGAUAAAUAUUGGAACAUCUAUUUGCCAUGGCUGCCGUCAUCGGUUAGGUACAGUACCUUUGAGAAAAUUUUUUUGAAUCCUAAGCAAAACGGCUACUGUGAGAAUUUUCCAGAGACAAUGGGUUAUAUUACAAUGUUGGCGCGUAGUCGCAACAAUAGCAUGAAGGUGCUCCAUUAUCUUGAGCAAAACAAUUGGGUGAAUACACAGACGGCUGCUGUUUUCAUUGAUUUCACUUUAUACAAUGCGGAUGCGAAUAUCUUUACCAUUUGCAAUUUGCUGGUGGAGCGAACGCCAUUUGGCACUUUGGUACCUCGUGUCGACGUCCAAAGCAUUAAAUUGCAAGUCUUGGAUCAGCUGGGCACACUCGGUCUAAUUGUGUCCAUCAUAUAUGUGUUGGUGCUCAUUCAGUUCUCCAAGACACUGGUGGUCACACUUUGGUACGAGCCAUCAAAGCUGCGCAGCAUGUGGAAUAAACUGGACUUGGUCAUUUUGGUGCUCAAUAUUCUGGUGGUCAUAUUGAUCAUCGUACAGGAGUUCAUGGUCUCGACGCUGCUCGAGCAAAUUGAGUAUGCGAACAAGUUGCAAUUUCUGGACUUUCGGAGACCCGCGAUUGUGAAGCAUGUAUGCAGCAUUGUCCUCGGAAUCCUUGUGCUCUUGACCACGUUGCGGCUGUGGAAGGUUCUUCAAUUUUCCAGCGUCUUUCAGCUCUUCUCACAUGCUCUGUUUAGCGCGUGGCAAGCUCUGGCGAGCACCGCAUUACUUAUCUCCAUUUUCCUGGUCGCAUUUGGCAUCGCUGUGGCAAUCAUCAAUGGCAACAAUACGAUGAAUUUUAAUUACAUAAUGAGAAGCAUUGCCAAUUCGUUGUGCUUCUCAUUUGGCUUCAGCCAACACAUCAGUCCCAAUGAUCUCUUCUAUGGUGGAGUGGGCAUGGGCAUAAUCCUAUAUUUGAUACUCACUUUUGUGAUUGCACAGCUGCUGAUUAACGUAUUUGUCUCGACGAUCAAUGGAUACUUCGUUUAUGCCAAGUCGGUGCGUGAUGCCAAAGCUCAACAGCCGAUCAAUUUUCUGGAAUUUCUGCAUGUCGAGUACCACGGUGUCUUUGAAAUGUUCCGUAAGGUGCCCUGCAUCAAUCGUGGAUAUCGCAGCGGUAAUCGCACGGUGGCUGACUAUAUCAAAUAUACUUUGGAUGACAGACAUAAGAAGAGCGUUAAAUCCAAACAUCAUGCAUUGGCCAUCAGAUUUCAACAGGGCGAUGAAAAUUUGGAUGAGGCCACGAAGCAUGAGAAUUAUAAGAAACGCAUUGUUCGACUCUAUAAUAUUGCAAGCGUAAUGCAGACUCAAAUGCAACUGUUGGAACACUUCUGGGAGUUGGACGUGGAUAAAACUAAAAAGGAUAAACCAAGAUCGCCCAAGGAAGAGGACUCAGAAUCCGAUGAAGAUUACAGUGUUUAAUUAUAAAAUAACACAGACAUUUUAAAGCUACAAUUACUCAUUUUAAAAUAAUGAACUUUAAAGUUCAUUAAACUACAGUAACCUUGUCAAUAAGCCACGAGACCUUGACACACAUUCACAGUCAAUUACACACAUACAUAAGUAUGUUGUUGCUUGAAUAAAUAAUUGCUGCGGUUGACAAAAAUGUAACUUCAAAACAAACCAUUUAAUCCGCUUCUCAAUGUGGCCCAUAGCUGCGUUCACUGCAGCCAAUUAUUUUUGCUA